Colletotrichum chrysophilum is the source of this 834-nucleotide messenger RNA. RefSeq lists its product as uncharacterized. Lineage: Eukaryota; Fungi; Ascomycota; Sordariomycetes; Glomerellales; Glomerellaceae. The transcript is spliced from 3 exons. The record is from RefSeq and is a predicted model, not a curated record. The coding region runs from base 1 to 834 and encodes 277 amino acids. Gene Ontology annotation, molecular function: hydrolase activity.
AUGCUCAUCAAGGAGUCUCACGUCGAUGUGCCGACCAAGGCGGACGGCAAGGAUGGGACCAUGAUGACCGGCCCCGUCGCCCGCUUCGCUCGCCAGAUCGCCGGACAAGGCUACAUCGUCGCGGCCCCGUCAUCGUACCACGAAUUCACCGGUCCCGAGCCCCUGGCCUACGACGUGCCAGGCACUGACGCGGGCAACGCCUGGAAGGUCGAGAAGGUGAGAACUCCCAUCUUUGACCCAUAUUCCUCCCUCCUUUGGCUUACCCCUAUUCUCACUCUCCAGACCCUCGAGUCCUACGAUGAAGACUCCCGCAGAACAGUCGACGUCCUCCUCGGCCUGCCCACCUGCACCGGCCUCAUCGGCAGCACGGGCAUGUGCCUCGGCGGCCACCUCGCCGUCCGCGCCUCCCUGGACCCUCGCGUAACCGCCUGCGUCUCCUACUUCGCAACCGACAUCCACUCCCGCACCCUCGGCCCUCACUCGGCCAAGAACACCUCCGCGACCGCCCCGGAGGGCAGCACGCACACCCUCGACCUGCUGCCGACCCUCGCGCACGCCGAGGUCGCCAUGAUCUUCGGCGUCAAGGACACCCACGUCCCCGCCGAGGGCCGCGACCUCAUCCGCGCCAAGCUGCGCGAGGCUGGCGUCACCACCUCCUUCUACGAGUUCGCCUGGGCCCAGCACGCCUUCAUCCGUGAUGAGCUGAGCAAGGGCCGCUACGACCCGGCCAUCACCAAGGUGUGCUUCGAGGUGUUGCUGGAGCUGUUUGGGCGCGUAUUGAAGACGGACCUGGGGGCUCCCGAGGUUGUUGGCGAGCCUGAGCACGUCUGCUAA